AUGGUGUGGAAAUUUGUCGUGUUAGUUGCGCUUGCUUGCUUUUUUAUUCAAGGAUGGUUCAUAAAUUUAACUUCAGCAGAAGUAUUAAGUACUUCCAUGUGCGAUGAAGUGCAUGGCUUUGCUGGCGAAUACAAUAGCAACCUUGAAAUUCCUAUCCAAUACGGUACAAGCACUACUGAGGCCGUUGUACUUAUUGCACAAUCCUUUGAAAUGGACUCUAAAUUUACCACAUCCAACUGGAUUGAGUUAAAUGUGUCGUAUCAGUCUACAUCCGGAAAACAGGUAAUGAGGGUAUCUGAUGGAUACGGUAUAAUCAUCCUGUCUGACGUGGCAUCACCGUCUAAACUGAAUAUCAGUGUUCAGCGUUUGCGCCCGGACGGUCCGGCUCCAUUCCGAUUUUUAAGCUUUCAAGCGAAUAGACCCACAUGCUUUAUCGAAGUGUCUCCUCAAAAUGCCUUUAUGGCGCCCUUGCCCACCAUUCUUAAUCCAGGGGCGAACGCCAAUCCCAUUCUAUCUACCGUUUUCUUCAAGGCUCAGCUUCCUGAUGGCUACUCUAAGGCCACCAUCGACGUCACGACGGGGCUGACGCCCACCCCUCACGAUUUUAACAUGCCCAGCCCGGACGGCAUGAAAUGGGACCCCCACCGCUCUGGCGACCCGAUUGAGGCCCCGCCCUCCCGUUUGAUCACCUUCUCCGUCACACCGGACAGCAAGGCGAACCCGCUCGGCCAGGCAACCCCCUAUUUGCCGGUGUCCAUCCGGACAGUGCUCGCAAACCCCCUCCCCCCCCCCUCCCCUCCCCCCCGACGCGCCGUCCACUAA
Messenger RNA from Phytomonas sp. Hart1, 822 nucleotides. The record is from the annotation of a GenBank genome assembly. Lineage: Eukaryota; Euglenozoa; Kinetoplastea; Trypanosomatida; Trypanosomatidae.